This is a messenger RNA of Ectocarpus siliculosus, 1494 nucleotides long. The record is from the annotation of a GenBank genome assembly. Lineage: Eukaryota; Phaeophyceae; Ectocarpales; Ectocarpaceae.
AUGGCGGAAGGAAACAAAAAUCAGGCGGCAAGCCAAGGGCGACCUCUAGCUUCGUCUGCGGUGGUCGCGCCUGGCCCGGAAAGACGAUGCGGCAAGCUUGACACGUCUCGGGGGACCCUUGUUGUGUUCCUUCUCGCCUCGCAGCGCGGGCACGUGCCAUGCAAUGGAUUUGCGGUGGCGGAAGCGCAAGAUACUCCAGGGCAGAUGGGCCAUCAACCGCAACGAAGACGAGCGGAGAGCGUGUGGGCCGUGCUAGCGGAGGCGGCCAAGCACCCCCUGUGCUCGAGCCCACCCUGUGUAGAGGGGAAUCGAAUUCACGAAGAAUGGAUGGAUAUUGGCGAAGAGAUGUCGCGUGUUGACGGGGCUGCGGUCGUUAGGCGCCCGGAGCUUAUCGACGCGGGUUCCUCGCCGACCCCCCUGCUGUCGCCAGUGAACAGCUUGGACUACGUCAAGACGCUGCAGUCGUACUUCCCAAUCUUCAGGGACUCUCUGUUCUCAAGCAUGAGGGUUGAGACACAAGAGGGCCUCGAGGAACUACCCAUGCUGCAACGAUUCCUGGAUGCCGUCGAGGAGGGGGACGAUUCCGCGGCAAAGUAUUUGAGCGCAUCCUACGCCACCGGGCCUGCGGAGGAAAAACUCGCGAGCGACGGGUACGAGAGCGUCUCAGCGGUCGUGAGCAUGGCGGAUGUGUUCAUCAACAGAGACGGGUAUUUCUGGAACGAUAAGGUUUUCGUGGCGCCCAACUCCUGCCGUUCGACCGAGAAGGCGUCGCUCACGAACACGAGACACCGGCCUGACACAGAGAGCUUCGAAAAGGUGGUUGUGCUGGCACAGGAGUAUGGCCAAGCGUACUACCACCUCCUUGUGGAGAACUUAUCGCGGAUUACCGUCGUGAAGGACGUGCUAAUGGAAAACCCUGACGUCAAGAUUCAUGCGGAUCUAGCGAUCGUGCCGCCUUCGACGGUGUGCGGCAAGCCCAACGCGGCAAUGGUCAAUCUGCUGAGGCACCACUUGCUGCAGUUCAAUUUGGAGAACUUCCCACGGGUUCAACUCGUGGGACGUCCGGGGAUGUACCCGCACACUGGGGGCGUACCCCCUGUUCCUCCUCGGCCCGUCAUCGUGCUAGUCGUGCGAGUGAAGAAACGGGGCCUCCAAAACAACGCCGAGGUUCGAGAGGCGCUUGCCCAGAACUUCCCGGACUUUGACGUGGUGGAAUUCAACGGCGUAGAGCAUAUCCGGGCACAGCUGGGGAUGUUCGCUACGGCGUCCAUGAUAGUGGGCCCUCACGGCGCCGGGCUGUCGAACAUGGUGGUGUCGCCACUACACACCAUGAUCCUCGAGAUUGGUCCCAUCGACUGCCCAGCGUGCUAUGUAAACCUCGCAAUAAAGCUGCAGCACAUUUACGCCCGACACACCGGAAGCGACCCAGGGGACGACCCUUGUGAUUCUUGGUACGAACCGAACGUCGAUGAAGUCGUCAGCCUCGCGCGGUGA